AUGGGUGAAAACGUGAGAUGGCCUCCAAAGAUGAAGGCACCUGACAACAAGCGUAACACCUCAAAGUGGUGUGAAUUUCACAAUGAUCACGGCCACAGAACAGAAGAUUGCAUCUCAUUGAGGAUGGAAGUGAAUGAGCUGUUGAAGAAAGGAUACUUGAGAGAAUACUUGUCUGAUAAAACCCAAAAUCGAUUGGAUGGUGAAAGCAACAAACAAGUUGCAAUUGCCAACGGUCUGGUUUCUCCUCCAAAACAUGAUCGAGUUAUCAAUGUUAUCUCUGGAGGAUCAGAAAUAAGCGGGAUAACUCAUUCAGCUGCAAAAAGAAAUACCAGAACUGUCAAAAACUGUCAAAGCAAAGGGCAAGCUACGCAAGGCGACAUGCCAGCGUGCACAAUAUCUUUUGCAAUGAGUGAGAGCAGUGUAUCAACCCCGCAUCAUGAUGCGUUAGUCAUACAAUUGACAGUGGCUAAUUGCUUAGUGAAGAGGAUAUUAAUCGACAAUGGAAGCUCAACCAACAUCCUUUAUAUGCAAGCAUAUAAAGAGUUGGGUCUCGACGAAAAAGAAUUGACACGAAAAUCUAUCCUGUUAGUGGGAUUCAGUGGCGAGGUCAAGCAGAGUGUUGGCGAAGUGACACUUCCAGUGUAUGCUGAGGGAGUUAACAAACACACAAAGUUUUUGGUAGUGGACUGUGCUUCGGCUUACAAUGCCAUUAUGGGGCGCCCUUGGAUUCACGACAUGGGUGCUGUCCCAUCGACUCUACACCAGAUUAUCAAAUUUCCCACCCCAUGGGGAGUGAAGGAGAUAGCAGGGGCACAAGAGAGUUCACGCUCGUGUUAUCAGACUACCUUAAAGGGUAAAGGUCAGCAAUUAUAG
Camelina sativa (false flax) is the source of this 873-nucleotide messenger RNA. The record is from RefSeq and is a predicted model, not a curated record. NCBI's taxonomy places the organism in Eukaryota, Viridiplantae, Streptophyta, Magnoliopsida, Brassicales, Brassicaceae.